AUGACAGGGAUUGAGACAUUUGGAGAGGACGUCGACUUCAUCCAGAAAGCGAGCCUCAAGAUGCACCUAUCAAAUGAUGCCGUGCUGAGGCUUCGAGCCCAGAUUGCCUCCCUCGAAGGCACACUAGCAGACCUGAAAACACAACUCCAAGACGCUGAAGCCUACUACAACCAGAUCACAUCUGCCAAAGCUGACGCCAAUGGCCACUCGCAGACUCAGCCUAUCUCGUCCUACCCAGUUCCCUCAGUCAACUACAACGAGAAGACUUUUGAGAGUCUUGUCGAACAAUUAAAGUUGCCUCAAGAAGACAAAUGGGGUCGGAGCUGGGAGUUAACGUCGGAAGAGCACAAGAGGUAUGGAAGGCAGCUGAUAAUACCCGAGAUUGGUCUGACAGGACAACUACGACUUAAAAAUGCCUCGGUCUUGAUCGUCGGUGUGGGAGGUCUAGGAUGUCCAGCCGCCACAUACCUUGCGGGUGCCGGAGUGGGAAAGAUCGGCCUCAUCGACGGUGAUACGGUGGAGCUUUCCAACCUUCACCGUCAGCUACUACAUACCGAGAAGUGGCUUGGUCUGGGGAAGGUGGACAGCGCUGUAGAAAAUUUGAUGGCGCGGAACCCGGAGAUUAAGUACAUUACUCACUACUACUACUUGGAUCAGAAGUUAGCCGUUGAGACCAUGCGAAAGUACGAUCUCAUCCUUGACUGUACAGACCGUCCUAGUACCCGAUACCUCGUAUCAGACGCAGCCGUGCUAGCGGGAAAGCCUAUGGUCACAGCGUCUGCUUUACGUACGGAUGGACAGCUCAUGGUUCUCAACAACCCUCCAAAAGGACACGACCACCCAGGCGGCUUCUGCUACCGCUGUGUGUUUCCAAAGUCUCCGCCAGCGGAGACGGUCUUGUCGUGCGGCGAAGGUGGUAUACUGGGUCCUGUUGUUGGAGUUAUGGGUGUUCUUAUGGCUAUGGAGGCUCUCAAAAUUCUUUCGCCUUUACCUCAAGAGAAUGAAUACCAAUAUCCGACGGAAGCGUCAAACGACACUGUUCCUCCAUCACUACUGCUAUACUCCGCCUACAGUAAUCCUCCUUUCAGAAGCAUCAAAUUGCGAGGGAAGAGAAAGGGAUGUCCUAGCUGCUCGGACACAGCAACUAUCACCGAAGAAUCAUUAGGGUCUGCAUCUUUGGAUUACGACGCUUUCUGCGCAUCGAGGUCUCCGGCAGCGCCGAUCAGCGCAAAUAGGAUAUCUGCCAAGGAAUACAGCGAGAUCAGGAAAGCCACCGGAAGUCCCCACAUUCUCGUCGACGUGAGAGAGAAAGUCCAGUUCGACAUCUGCCACCUCAAGGGAAGCAUGAACCUCCCUUACUCAGAGAUCAGCCGAAAUCCAGAGGCGAGUAUCGACAAGUUGGACGACACCAUCACUAGCGACCCCAACAUCGCCGACGGCGUAUCAUUAUACCUCAUCUGUCGGUACGGGAAUGAUUCGCAGCUGGCGGCGAACAAGUUCAAGGACCUAUCACGGUCUCGGCCUGAUGCCAAAUACGAUCUUAUGGGAGAUAUAUCAGGUGGACUGCGAGCGUGGAGGCAGUCGGUCGAUCCCAAUUUUCCGGAGUAUUAG
Molecule: messenger RNA, 1611 nt
Organism: Letharia lupina
Lineage: Eukaryota; Fungi; Ascomycota; Lecanoromycetes; Lecanorales; Parmeliaceae
Exons: 4
Coding region: 1-1611 (536 amino acids)
Biological process (GO): tRNA wobble position uridine thiolation; protein urmylation
Cellular component (GO): cytosol; cytoplasm
Molecular function (GO): URM1 activating enzyme activity; thiosulfate-cyanide sulfurtransferase activity; adenylyltransferase activity
Source: RefSeq, a predicted model, not a curated record